This is a messenger RNA of Plasmodium berghei ANKA, 5088 nucleotides long. RefSeq names its product mechanosensitive ion channel protein, putative. Gene Ontology annotation, biological process: transmembrane transport; monoatomic anion transport. Bases 1 to 5088 code for a protein of 1695 amino acids. Gene Ontology annotation, molecular function: mechanosensitive monoatomic ion channel activity. Gene Ontology annotation, cellular component: plasma membrane. The transcript has a single exon. Lineage: Eukaryota; Apicomplexa; Aconoidasida; Haemosporida; Plasmodiidae. The record is from RefSeq and is a predicted model, not a curated record.
AUGAACGAAAUGAAAGAUGAAAACUUUAAGAGUGCUUCGAAGACAAAGUAUCCACAAUCAAUAAUGAUGGAUAUGUCGAGAUCAUAUAUGAAUAGACAAGAUAGGAUAAACGCACUAAAUUUAUAUAUUCAAAAAUCAUCGUAUAAUCCUCAAUUUAUUCAAGAUGAAGAGGAAGAAGAUGAUGAAACAGAAAGUGAAACACUUGGAGAUAUAUUAUUUAAGAUAUUUACAAUUAUAUUUCCUAACAUGUCACCGUGGAUAUGGUUUCUUAUGCAUUUUAUAAUGAAUUUGGUUAUAGUAUGUGUAAGUUUAAGUUCUUUAUCUGAACCUAAUAUAACUGAUCAAAUAUUAGACCCAAAAUAUAAUAGAGAUUUUAUAUUUGGUAGUAUAUAUUCUUGUUUUAUUAUAUUAUUUGUUAAUAUAGCAUCUUUUUCAAUAAUUAUGAUAAUUCAUGCUUUUAUUCAAAAAGUAAUUUUAGAAAAGUUAUUACAGCCUAGUGCAUUAUGUUCAGCUUUUUAUAAUACAGUUGAUCCAGAAAUCGUUUAUUUAUUUUGGUCAGCUGUUCAAAUAAUAUAUUGGCGUAGUAAUAUGAUAUUAAAAAAUGGACCAAACGAAAAUGGAAAUUAUUAUAUAUUACGAAUUUUUGGAUAUAAAGAUACUGAUAACCCUUUUAUGUUUUUAAGUACAAUACAUUGGUAUAUAACAUUUCCGUUAUUAUUAUAUAUAGUAUUUGCUGCCCGUUCAUUAUUUUUAUCUAUAAUAUCCUUUACAUUUGAACUCGGUUUUUUGAUGAAUGCUCAUGAUUUAUUAGAAAGAUAUUUAAGAAAAUAUGGUAUUUUGCGCCGAUUUAAUAUUGAAUGGUUUAUGUUUAUAGCUGACAAACAAGAAAAUAUUCGAUCUCUUUUUGGGCAUGAAUUAUAUCAAGAUGAAAAAGUAAUAAGGCAAUUAGAAACAAAUGAUAUAAGUAAACAAUUUAUUCAAGAUAAAGCAGAAUUAUUAUUAUUUAAAAAUUUACCUAGAAAUUGUACAUGCUGUAAAAUAUCACUAAAUAAAAAUAAACAUAAUGCUAUGAAAUUAUUAUUACCAUCUGUUUUUGAACCUAAAAAUAUUGUAAAAUCCGAAUUUUCAUCUAUUAAAAAUUGGCUAGCUUGUCAUUAUGUUGUUAAUACACAUCCUAUACUUUUCUUAUUAAAUAAUAGUAUAUCCCUAACGAAUAAAGAAUCAAUUAAAAAUGGAUCUGAUAUAUUAUUUCGGCAAAUUAUUAUGUCUUUAAAAAUGUAUUAUCAAGAAAAAAAUGACACAUAUGCAUUUACGGAAUCACCAAUGAACAUUGUAUCUUUUGAAGCCAUGCCAUCAAAUAGGAACAUUCAAAGUAUAAAACGAAAUAAGGAUCAUACUAGAGUGAAAUUACAAGGUUCAUUUCCUUAUCAAAAUAGAGACGCUUUAAAUAGUCACAAAGUUGAUUCUGAUAAUAGGACUCAAAAAAAAAUUAACUUGGAAAAUAUUUUUAAUGACAUUGAUCAAGAUGCACCGCUAGGAAAUACAUAUAAUAAGGACCAUUUCGAAAUAAGGGAAAAUGUAAGAAUCGAAAACAGGAGAACUGAUAAAAAUAUUAAAAGUAGUAAAUUGAGAGAUGAUGAAGAUAUAUAUGACAGAAAUGAAAAUGAUAGAAAAUCUGGGGGAAAAAAUAAAACAAGAGGAAAACAAAAAAGAAAUAAAAGUAUUAACAGAAAUAAAAAUUGUGAUAUUGAAAGGGGAAAUGAAAAAUCUAUAGAAAAAAGCAAUUUGAUUGAUGAUGAUGGGGUAAUAAUUCCAUCGCCAAUAUUAGAAAAAGAUUCAAGGGGAAAGAAAAAUAAAUUAAGGGAAAAUCCAACAAAAUAUGAACAUUUACAUAAAUAUUCAAAAGAUGAUGAAGAAACUGAAGUAAAUAAUAAAAAUAAUGUAAUUGGUACGUUAAAAACUUUUGGAAAAUUGGAAAAAUCUAAAGACAAAACAAUAGAUUCACGAGAAUCAGCUUAUUCAGAUAAAAUGCAACUUAAAGUAGAAGAAAAAGGAGAAAAAUCUAAAGAAAGCAUAACUGUUGAAGGAACAAAAUUUAAUAUUUGUAUUACUCCGUCUUUAUCAUAUAUACAAAAUAUGGACGGAAAUAAAAAAGGAGAUAUAUCUAACGAAGCAUCUGUAAAUGAAGAGUAUAAUAAUAGCAAUAGUGGAAAAAAUAUUUCAGGAGACGAAAGUAUAAAAAUAAGUGAUAAAUUUGGUGUAGAUGAAAUAACAAAAGAUGAAGAGGGUUAUUAUCCAAAUAUAGAAAAUUAUAAAAGCAUAACUGUUCAGAUAAAAGACUAUACCAUUGAUGAUGUUUUAAAAAAAAAAUGUGCAUCUGAUUCGUUGCACAAUUGUGAAAUAGGAAUAAAUGAAACGUAUGACGAUGGAAAAUAUUAUUCUCAAUCAAAAGACAAUUUUUUAAACAUUGAUACAUUGAAGAAUGAUAAAGAAAAUGAACGAAAUGAAUUGAUGUUUAAUAAAGACAAGAAAUUUGGUUCUUCCUUAUUUCUAAAGGAAAAUAAUAAUUCCCAAGAUAAAAACACAAUGGAAAAUAAUUUAUAUAAUUUGGAAAAAGAAAAUAAUAGUUCUGCGGUUGGGGGGGUGGGAGGUAUUAACAACACUAAUGUAAUGUCUCAGAAAAUGCCUAUUUUAAAAAAAAAUGUUAAUGGAAAUGAUUUGGUAAAAAGUAGUAGACAAUUAAGAAGCUCAAUAAAUAAAAAUACAUGCAUUUAUAACUCUCGUUUGUUAAAUGAUGAUUUGAAUAUAUUAGAAAGGAGUGAUAUAGGAAAUGCUAAAAGAUUAAAAGAGAAUAAAAAGACUCGUUUUUCAAGUUGUUUAUGUUUAAGAAAAAAUAAAAAAGAAAGAUUUAGCAAAAUAAAAAAGGAUAUAUCACUAGAAAUAGAUGAUCCAUUCGUUUCGAAUUUUAAAAGUCCUAUGCAAUUAAAUAUAAAUGGGAACGAAUUUAUAACAAAAGAAAUGAUUGAAGUAUUUUUAAAGCCCGAUGAAACGGAUGAAUUUAUGAAAGAGUUUGACUUAUCUGGUCAUGGAAAAAUUGAUAUAAUUAUGUUUAGAACUGCAAUAAAAAGAGCAAUAGCAUGUCGAAAAAAAUUUAUAAAAAGUUUAAAGGGAAAAGAAAGCAUAUUAAAAUUAGUUAGAAGAUUAAUGUCAAUAUUAAUGUCUUUUUUAGCAUCUGUUGUGUUGUUAUUUAUAUUUGGGGUUUCAGCUGAUACGAUCAUUGUUACGGGUGCAGCUUUUAUAACAGCCAUAACGGUUAUAUUAAGUUAUAUGUAUACAAGUUUUAUAACAUCAGUUAUAUUUAUAGCUUUUUCUAAUCCAUAUAAUAUAGGAGAUAGAAUAAGAUUAGAUGGGGGUGAAGCAAUGUAUAUUAAAAAAAUAAAAACAUAUACUACUGAAUUUGAAACAACAACAGGAAAAAUCGUUAUAUAUGAAAAUUCUAAAUUAAGUAAUGCAAAAAUAUACAAUGAAAGUAGAUCAAAAAAUGCAUAUAUAGAUAUAUCAUUUAAAGUAGAUAUUAAUACACCAUUAUUAGCAUUAAAAGAAUUAAGAAAAAGCUUACAAUUUUUAGUUGAUAGUAGACCUAGUGAUUUUUGUAAAACAAAAAAUUUAUAUUUUGGAUAUUCAUUGCAACCUGGUCAUUUUUAUGAAAUAAGUUUUUGGAUUAAAUGCGUAGAAGGAUGGGGGAAUUGGAGAAAAGUAUUUGAAUUAAGAACAGAUAUAUAUGAUUUUAUAAUACUACAAUUAAGAUUAUUAAGUAUAUCCUAUAGAUUACCAACACAAAAAGUUGGUUUUACUGCUCCUUUAAAUGUUAUAACUAAUAAUAACAAUAACAACAAUACUAAUAGUAAUAUAAACAAUUCUAGAAAUAAGCAAGGUAAUUAUUACAUUUCCCCCUCAAAAGAUUCAAAACAAGCAAUAUUUGCUUCAGAAGCUAAACAUAACCGAAUGUUUUACUCAUCUUCCUUUGGAAAGGACAAUGAUGAUGAUAAUAUAUAUGAUAAUAAUUUAUUUAGAGAAAAAGAAAAAUAUGAAAACAUGUACAAUAAUAAUGAUACGUUUUUUUAUAACAGUAAUAGAAAUGUAUAUCCUAUUUGUGAUGAUAAUAUGCCCAUAUAUAUGAACAGGCAAAAUAAAAAUAAUAGUAUAGCUUUGAAUGAAAACAACAACAUGGAUAUAUCUUCCAUGGACAAAAAUGAAAAUGGGUUGGUGAAUAGAAAAACAAUUCAAAAUUUUAGAAAAAUUAAUCAGGAUUUAAGAAAUGAAUAUUUUGGUAAUUCGAAUAGAUUUGUUAAAACUGCAAUGAAUAAUUUUCCUAAUAACUACUCGACAUAUUAUGGUAAUUUUAAUAUGUAUACAGAAAAAUAUAAAAACUCAAAUUUAACUGAUAAUAUGAAGAAAAUUUGCGGCACAAAUACUGAACUUAACAUGCAAACAAAUUGCAUAAAUUGUUCAUCUCAGGAAACAAAAUUAAAAAAUCCCCAAACUUAUUUUUUGGAAAAUACACUGAAUAAUAAUAAUAAAGAUUGUGAUAGAGUAACAGAAUUAGAUAACGUUAUAGAUGGUAGACAAAAUGGCGUGGCUAAAUUUGAACAUAAAUACCCGAAUUUAAAAAAUGCAGGAUGUUGUAAUAUUGAAGAAAAAAAUAAAAUUAAAUUUGAUAGACUAAAAGAGAAUGAAUGUACACAAAAACAAUUUACUACAUGUAAUAAGUUUGGUGGAAUUCCACAAGGAUGCUAUAUAAAUGAAUCCGAGAAAUUUAAUAAUGUUUAUAUAGACAAUAAUGGAAACAAUAGGGAUAAUAAUUAUUUUGAAGGAAUAUCUCAAAAGGGUCAAUAUGACGAAGAAUAUACAGAACAAAUAAAUUGUAAUGAGAAUAGUUAUUUGUCUUAUGAUAGCUCUUCUGGUUAUGACAGUUUUGAAUGUGUUAAACACUUUUCUAAUCUGCAUUACAGAAAUAUUGAAGAAAAAAAUGAUAAAAAAAUUAAAAAAUCCACGACAAAAUAUAGCCUUAAUAAAAAAAACAAAUAA